This is a messenger RNA of Cooperia oncophora, 1557 nucleotides long. The record is from the annotation of a GenBank genome assembly. NCBI's taxonomy places the organism in Eukaryota, Metazoa, Nematoda, Chromadorea, Rhabditida, Trichostrongylidae.
AUGGUACUGAUGGGACGACAUGCUGUUGCACCAUCGCUGUCGUUACACGAUUUUUAUCAUCCGCUGAGGGCUGAUCGACUGACACCACCGUCACCGAGUCAUAGCAUUGAAACGACCAGGCAUAAGCGACAAACUCCCACGGAAAUGUUGGCUCCACGCUAUGCUGUAUUCGAACAUUUUUUGAUCGAUGGACGAUGGUACUUGACGGUGAUCAAUGAGCGGAAUCGAGUGGAACCAAUCAGUCUGUUGGCAUAUUCAAUCGCUGCUCCGACGUCAUCAUCAGCCGACGGUUCGAAUCCAUUAGCGAUUCGAUGCGAAGCUGAUUGUAACGGUCAUGGUGAAUGCCUUCCCGGUGGACGAUGCAGGUGUGCUUCUGGAUAUACCGGAGAAGCUUGCGAAGAACUGGCAAUGGAGUGUUCUCUGGUGGUGCAUGUGUAUGUCGAACUGGAUUCAAGGGGAAAGGAAUGCGAUGUACAUGCACACUGGUGUGAAAUCCCCGACUGCAGCGGCCAUGGACGGUGUGGUGACGAAGGCGUAUGUCACUGUGAGAAGGGAUGGACUGGAGAGGGCUGUGAAUUGCGCGCGUGCUCCAAUCCAACCUGUUCUGAUCAUGGCGUUUGCGUGAAUGGCCAGUGCUACUGUGCAGAUGGAUGGCGAGGAGUAGAAUGUGCUGAGCCAAUCAUGGAUCCGACAGUUGCUACCGUACCAGCUACAGUAGUGGCUGCCUUGGUGCCAAUGGUAGAAGUACUGCCAUCUGCGAGUGAAAAACCCAGACAAAUCAGUCGAGAAUUGGAUAGACAGAAGUUACCAAAGCCUAGUAAGAUAUUUCUGCCGCCACCAAACUGUAACAAUCAUGGCAAAUUUGUAGCUGAUGCAUGUGAUUUCGUGGAUGGGAAGGAAGGGACUGUGAAAGAGGUAUCCGUCGUGCGCUUUCAAUGGUACUGCUCACUUUCAAUGACAAGAUCGAUAAAUCAAUACUUUCCAGAAGUGUGCCCACCAUGUGAGCACGGUGUGUGUAAGUUCGGUCUGUGUCAAUGCGAAACGGGAUGGUCUGGAAGCCUGUGUGAUCAAGCUGAUUGUGCCAUAGGUAUGAAAUUUAACUCUUCUUCAAUAUCAUUCAACACUGGAGGAAAGGUUCUUUGUUGUCAAGAGCACGGUAAAUGCCUGAAAAAUGGAACAUGCUCGUGUGAUAAAGGCUGGAAUGGGGAGAAUUGUCAUAUGGAAGGAUGCCCUCUGUCAUGUUCCGGUCAUGGUGAGUGUCGCUGGAGUUCGCUACCAGAAGAAAAUGGCGAAGGAUGGCGAUGUGAUUGCCAACCAUCAUUUACCGGCGACGACUGUGCUGUACCGGUGGAGGCAGAUUGCCAGGAUGGGCUCGAUAAUGACAAUGAUGGCCUAAUCGAUUGUGAUGAUCCUGAGUGCUGCUCGUCAUCAGAAUGUUCACGCGAGAACCCGUGUGUGCUACUGUGCCCACUCCUGUUGAUGUACUGCUGCGCGCGUCUCGUUCAUCAUUCGGAACGAUUCUGUCCAGAGUUACUCGGAUCACUCGCAGUUCAAUGA